Acanthoscelides obtectus is the source of this 330-nucleotide messenger RNA. The record is from the annotation of a GenBank genome assembly. Lineage: Eukaryota; Metazoa; Arthropoda; Insecta; Coleoptera; Chrysomelidae.
AUGCUAAAGAAGUUCAACUUUUGGAAUCAAUGUCUGCAGAAGAAUGAGGACGAUUAUUUUGGUUCUCUCGGCAGAUUUUUAUCAGAGAAUAAAAUUCAACUUAACGAAAACAUUAAAACAGAUAUUAAUGAUCAUCUAAAACAGCUUCAAGUAAGGUUCAAAGAGUUGUUUCCUAACAGACCUGAAUCAGACAACUGGAUAUGCAAUCCUUUUGGAGGAAAUAUAAGUUCUAACACUUCUUUAUAUUUAUUGGAAAAAGAAAAGCUCAUUGUUUUAUCAUCUGACAAUUCUCUAAGAGCUAGGCCAAUAUAUUUUUUCGAAAAAUCAUAA